CAGCAAAAAAAAAGUCGACAUCCAUUUCUUCACCGUCUCGCCCCCAGUGUUGUAGCACAGACAGCAAAGCUUGAGACUAUCAUUGUCGAUCGAACAUCUAUCAUUAGUCGCUUGCUUCUUCUUCUUCUCGCUCCGCCGCAGAAGGCGUCACUGGCAACUACUACCGCGACCUUUUUGCGAUCACCAUGGCAUUUUUCCGCACGCUGGCCGGCCACCGAGCCGUUUGCGAUUUGGCGGAUGAGCUUCAAAGAUCGCCAUUCCAGGCGGAACACCUCGCCUCUCCCGUCUCCGUCUCGCUGCAUGCAUCGAAUGGUCAGAGCGGGCAAUGGCAGUCAGAGUGCACCUCGAAGGAUCUCUCACUAUCGCGUCUCGAGUCCAGUCGAAGCAUAGGCGCAGACCUGACUCCGCUCACUUCUCUGCUCUAUCAAGGCGCACCGCUACGUCGACGCGUCGAGAUGCUUCGAGCUGUCCUAGAGUCGGACGAUCUUUUUGGAAGGAAUGGCCCCUACAGAAGAUCCGAAGGUCCAUUUUUGGACAGAGAUGAGAGCUACAGAGCAGCUUUGCUCAAGAUUCGUAGACUUUGGGAAUUGAGAAAGAAGCAUGCUUGGAGCGAGGCGGAUAUGGUGAUUGUGCAUGAGCUCGUCGAUGAGCCUUUGCCUCUAUACAUCCACACAUGUCUGUUUAUUCCAACGCUGCAGCAUUCGUGCAACCUUUCGCAAAAGCAACGUUGGCUCCAAGCCGCUCUGGACUGGAGGAUCAUUGGCGCUUAUGCUCAAACCGAGCUUGGGCACGGAAGCAAUGUGCGAGGUGGAAUAGAGACUACCGCUACCUACUCCGCCAAGCACGAUGGCUUCAUUCUGCAUACGCCGACAAUCACUUCGCGCAAAUGGUGGCCAGGUGGACUGGCGCAGAGCGUGACCCACGCGCUCGUGUAUGCCAGAUUGGUGGUUGGGGGAGCAGACUAUGGUCCUAGCGCCUUCAUGCUGCAGAUCCGAUCCACGAGAACGGGUCACGACCUUGCUGGAAUCACUACGGGCAACAUCGGACCCAAAGUCGGCUUUCAUCCCAUCGAUAAUGGAUGGAUGACGUUGGACAAUGUCGUCGUUCCUCGCGAUCACCUGCUCUCUGCUUCCUACGCCGUCCACCAAGCUGGACAACUCAACAAGACUCCCAAUGCCAAUCCGGUGCUGUCUUACAGGACCAUGCUGGGUGCGCGAUUCGGAAUCAUACAUCUUGGCGGACGUGUCCUUGCCAAGGCCAGCACCAUCGGCAUCCGCUUUGCAACCUUGCGUCGACAAUUCAAACACGUCUCAAAGCCCGUGGAGAAUCAAAUCAUCUCUUAUUCCAGUCUACAAUGGCGUCUACUUGUGCCUCUCGCGGCAAGCUACGUCUUCCACCUCUCUAGCUUGGAUCUGCUCACUUCAUUGGUGACGAGCGAUUUUGAUGAUGUCGCCACUUUGAAAGACGCGCACGCCACAGCUUCGGCCCUCAAGGUCUUUGUCACGGGCUUUGCCUCCGCUGGGCUGGAAGAAAUCCGUCGAUCUCUCGGAGGACAUGGGUACAGCAAAGCAGCUGGGAUUCCAGACCUUUCCGCUUCGUUCUUGCAAAUGGUCACAGUCGAAGGAGACAACUACAUCAUCUCCCAACAAGCGAGCAGAAGACUGAUGGCUAUUCUAGAAGCUGUCAUCGAGGGUACUCUGUCCACGUCGCGUCUGCCAGAGCAAUACGCCUACCUUGAUGGUGCUGCGGCAGCUUCGGUCGUGUCUCAAGAGAAUAACAUUGGCGUGCAUUCAGCAGCAGACUUUGCCUCUCCCGCAAUGCAACAACGCUUCUUGGCGUUGGCUGCUCUGAAUGCGGCGUUGCAGACGCGCGAAGCUUUGCGUGCUGAACGAGCGAGCGGCAAAUCUGCCGAAGAAGCUUGGGACGCUUGUCUCAUCUUCUCCGACACUGCCGUCUUGGCCUACGCCAUUCUGAGCAUCCACAGCAGAUUCCAGCGAGUCAUGGAGCGUAUCCAAAUAUCGCACGCUCCCACCGGUUCCCUUCCACCAAAAAUCGUAGAGCUCCUUGUGGCUUUGCGAGACCUGUUUUUUGUUGCGGUCUGCACUACCGCGCCUAGUCCUCUGUCUGGCAUGCCCACACCCUUGAUUCUUGCGCUGCAACACCGCGGCAAAAAGACUGACGCUACGCGCUUUGACACGGCAACGACUACCAGAGCGUUGGAGGAGCUCAGAAGAAAGAGGCUGGAAUUGCUCGCUCCUCACGCUUUGGCACUGGCCGAAGCUUGGGGCUUUAGUGAUUGGGAGCUGGGAGCACCUGUUGCACCGGAGAAUGGAGACUUGUACGGCUCACUCGUAUCGUGGGCAGCUCGCGAUCCCAUGAACAGCCGUCACGCUCAGACGAACAGGCGCGCCUGGGUGGACAUUCUUGGGCCCCUUGCGAAUCACCCGUCGGGACAAGGUCAGGCGCCCAGUCCGAUCGCGGGUCGCCCAGAGCGUCGACCUCCAAGCGCUUCCCUUUUGCCCCACAAACUCUGAGCUCGCAGCUCUUGCGUCUCUGUGGUGAAUGUUGAUGUUAUGUCCUUGAAUACUUAGAGCGUG
Molecule: messenger RNA, 2597 nt
Organism: Ceraceosorus guamensis
Lineage: Eukaryota; Fungi; Basidiomycota; Exobasidiomycetes; Ceraceosorales; Ceraceosoraceae
Product: acyl-CoA oxidase
Exons: 10
Coding region: 186-2534 (782 amino acids)
Biological process (GO): lipid homeostasis; fatty acid beta-oxidation using acyl-CoA oxidase
Cellular component (GO): peroxisome
Molecular function (GO): acyl-CoA oxidase activity; FAD binding; fatty acid binding
Source: RefSeq, a predicted model, not a curated record